AUGGGCUUUUUAAAGUUAAGGAUUAAGGAUUGGAAUGUGAUGCAUUUUAAGAAUAUUUUUGGAGAAAAGGCCAGAAUUCAGGAAGAAAUUGAGCAUCUUAAUAAGAGCAUUGUUGCUUCAGGUAUGUCCUCCUUAUUGUAUGAUAAGCUUAAGUUGUUGAAUCUCCAGUUGAGUGAGACCUUGGCUAGGGAAGAAUCUUAUUGGAGGCAGAAGUCUAGGGACCUUUGGCUUUCCGAAGGUGAUAGAAAUACUAAAUUAUUUCACUCCUCUUCUAAGCUCAAGAGACUUCGCAAUCGAAUCUCUUGUAUUAUUGACUCUAAUGGCAAUAAUCUGAUGGAUGAGGAUGAUAUUGUUGCCGAAGCUGUUAGGUUAUUUAAGUCUCUUCUUACAGCGAAGCCAGUGGUGGUAGAUAAUGAGUUUGUGAACUCGAUCCCCCUUUUAGUAUCUCAAGAGGAUAAUAAGAUGCUUAUGGCCCCCUUUUCGUUGGCUGAAUUGAAAGAGAUAGUCUUUUCCAUUCAUCCAGAAAAGGCACCGGGUCCAGAUGGAUUUACGGCUUUAUUCUUUCAGAGAUGUUGGGACUUUAUAGGAAACGAUGUGUUGUUAGCCUUGGAGGAAUCUAGAAGAAAUAGGUUGAUAUUGAGAGAACUUAACACCACUCUUAUUGUUGUUAUUCCGAAAGAGACAUCUGAAGGUGCCAUUGUAGCUCAUGAAAUUAUGCACUCCAUAUCUCAGCAAAAGGUCCCAACCAUGAUUCUUAAACUAGACAUGCUUAAAGCUUAUGAUUGUGUUAAUUGGCAGUCCCUUGUGGUGGUUUUGUAUCGUUUAGGGUUUUCGCGUUGCUGGGUCAAGGCCAUCUCUAAUGCUACGUCAUCUAGUCUAUGGUUAGGCAUCAGAGUGGAUGGCCUCCGUUCUUCACAAUCUCAUUGCUUGUUUGCUGAUGACAUGCUUUUGUUUGGGGUGGCCUCUCUAAGGGAAGCUCGAGUUAUUAAGAAAAUUAUCUCUGAUUAUGCUGCUUUUUCUGGACAAAAAGCUCCCUCUCAAGUCAUUAAGGACAUUAAGGUUUCCCUUAGGACCUUCCUUUGGAAUGAUAACUUAGGAGGUAGAAAGAAGAUCCCUCUUCUUGCUUGGGAUAAAAUUUGUCAUCCCAAAGAGUUGGGGGGUGCGGGUAUCCAUGCCUUAGUCAUUCAAAAUAAAGCAUUGGGGGCAAAAUUGAUUUGGAAGUUAUAUGCAGACCCUCUUAGCAAAUGGGCUUCUGUCAUGCUCGCCAAGUAUUUAAGGGGAGCAUCCAGAGAAAGGAUUUUUACUGCAACAUCUCUUCCGAAGGGCUCUGUGUUCUGGAAUUUUUUGGUUUCUCGUAGGAAGGUUGUCUUACCACAUUUAUCUUGGGUUGUCCAUAGUGGGAAAAAGGCCCGGUUCUGGGAUGAAGUUUGGAAUGGGCAUCCUGCUCUUUCAGCUAUUCGUGACUGGUCCCCUUUCCCUGAUAUUUUAUCGGAUCUUUGGGGGCCUCUUAUUGUAGAUUAUUUUAACAUUAUCUCCUCAAGUCCAUGUUUAGUGGCUAAAUGGAAGGAUAUCCCUCCCUUGUCUAUUGAUAACGAUCUUAUUUUAGCUUUUGUGGAAGAGCUUCAUAUAAGACCUCUAGUUUUCCAUAAUAAGGAGGACUCUUUGGUCUGGGUUAAGAGUGUUGCAAGCUCCUAUUCAGUAAAAGAUGGGUAUAAUUCUUUGGUUCAGCCCUCUUUACCCUCUUGUUGGCCUACUAAACUUUUUUGGCAUCCUGCUUGUCUUCCAAAGGCAGGGGUGUUUGCUUGGCUGACAGUCCAAGAUAAAGUCCUUACUAGGAUGCGAUUGGAUAGGCUUGGGAUUACAGCAGAUGGUCUUCUGCUCUUUGUUUGA
Cryptomeria japonica (Japanese cedar) is the source of this 1890-nucleotide messenger RNA. RefSeq lists its product as uncharacterized. Lineage: Eukaryota; Viridiplantae; Streptophyta; Pinopsida; Cupressales; Cupressaceae. The coding region runs from base 1 to 1890 and encodes 629 amino acids. The record is from RefSeq and is a predicted model, not a curated record. The transcript is spliced from 5 exons.